Molecule: messenger RNA, 690 nt
Organism: Chaetomium strumarium
Lineage: Eukaryota; Fungi; Ascomycota; Sordariomycetes; Sordariales; Chaetomiaceae
Exons: 2
Coding region: 1-234 (77 amino acids)
Source: RefSeq, a predicted model, not a curated record
AUGGACCCCCGAUCCACCUCCGCAAUAAACACCACGCAGACCUCCGCCAUGUCCUCGGCACACCCGUCGCCCACAACCAGCAACAUUGUGCCGCCGGCGCCAAAACCGCUCAAGACGCCCUCGACGGCGGCCUAUCUUAAAGACUUCACGCUGCUCGCCGAAGCGGCGAAGCGGGCCGAGAUGGCCGUGCUGCUGCGAGACAUGGAGAGUGUGGAAACGGCAGAAGCAGUUUGAUAAAUUUGUUCUCAGGUUCGGGGCAAGGGAAGGGAAAACGGCCACAUGGCGCGUUAGUAGAGUCAGGAUUUUUGCUACGGGAGGGGAGAGGUGGCUUGGUUGGAUACCCUGAUAAAGACGGGGGCUUGCUUUCUUUCUUUCUUUCGUGGGGCACAGCAUCGGAUGGUGUGUGCGGGUUCGGAUCGUUCUACAGACGGUUGUCUUCUCAUUUCGUUUUCCACCGGUAUGUGGGAUGGGCGUAUAUGGAUACGGCGCGGGGACAUUCAUUGGGUUUGCUUGGGGACGGGGGAUCUACGGCGUUGACAUGCAUGGUUGGGAAUGGAACGCAAUAACUACGCGGACUGGGCGCACCAUGGGGAUAUAAUGCAUAUAACUUUCAUUAUAGCUCUCCUCACGAUCUUCUUCUACCUUGGGUAUACAUGGCUUCCUAUAUAUUCAUAAUAUAUAGAUGAUUAU